CUUUUAUAGAUAAAUUUGUUAAAAAUGGCAGAACAAUAAUCAGCUGAUUAUUUGAAUCUUAAGGUUAAAUCAUAAGAUGGAGAAGAAGUAUUUUUUAAAAUAAAAAAACAAACCCAAUUUAAGAAAUUAAUGGAUGCAUAUUGUUCAAGGCAAAAUGUAAAUAAAAUAUAAUAUAUUAAGUUGUAAAUUUAAAAUGUUAGAUUUUUAUUUGAUGGUGAAAGAAUAUUAGAAACAUAAACUCCAGCUGAUGUAAAUUUAUUUUGCUUAUUUAUAGAUUGGAAUGGAAACAGGUGAUGAAAUUGAUGUUGUAAUAGAAUAAGUUGGUGGCUUGAUUUUAUAUUUGAGUUGA
This is a messenger RNA of Paramecium sonneborni, 349 nucleotides long. The record is from the annotation of a GenBank genome assembly. NCBI's taxonomy places the organism in Eukaryota, Ciliophora, Oligohymenophorea, Peniculida, Parameciidae.